Molecule: messenger RNA, 3075 nt
Organism: Mauremys mutica (yellowpond turtle)
Lineage: Eukaryota; Metazoa; Chordata; Testudines; Geoemydidae
Exons: 2
Coding region: 160-807 (215 amino acids)
Source: RefSeq, a predicted model, not a curated record
AACCCACAGCGUGUAGACACAGAGUCCUGGAGCAAUACACUCCCUGGUGCCGUCCCGGGCUCUGAGAAGGCUCCUGUGUGGCCGCCUCCCUCGGCCACCCUGUGCUAUUUAUUUUGCUGUCCCAGCAGGAAUGUCCCCUCCCCCUCGUCCCGGACAGGGAUGCGGCCGAAGAAUCAGGAGUGUAGCAGUGAAACAACAGAGGCAGCAGUGGAAGUGACCCAACAAGCAGAAGAGACAAUGAAGAUGACUAGAUGUGGAAGUUACGAGAUGUACAUUAUCCCGGCGUGGGUAACUGAGAAGCGCUUUGUUUCUAUGAAGCACCGCCUUAUAGAGCAGAUGGAAGAGAAGAUCCAAGGUUUGGAGAUGCAGACAGAAACUACAGUGGGGUUUCAAAGGGAAUUUGAGCAGAUGAUGGAGGGAAGACAGGAGAAGGCUGAAGGGAAAGCUCAAGACUGGCAGAUGCCAGCUGGACUGGAGAACUGUGAGGUGAGACUGCUGGGUGAGGAAAGUGGCCAGUGGAAGCAUGUGACCACAAGAACUAAGUACAGGAAAAGAAUGGCUAGUGAAGGAGAACUAGAGUUCAGGAACAGGUUUGCUGAGUUGGAAAAUGAAGGAUGGGUACAGCAGACAGCAACAGAAGGUGGGAUGGGAGAGCAAGGAAGAAGAGAAGAACAGCUAGUCCUACUAAAAGAGGGGAAGAAUCAAUGGAGAUAUCCAGAGUUCACAGCCCCCGGAAGACUUGCAGACAAAGAACAGGAGGAAGGCCAGAGAAUCAAGCCACCACCAGGAAGAGGCAGGUCCACAUGACUGGGGACUCCCUACUAAGAACAGAGAGGCCUUCCACCAGAGCUGAUCUGGAGAAUAGAAGGGUGUGCUGUUGGGAGCUAAGGUAGGGGAUAUGGACCUGAGGAAGAGGAUCCUAAUAGAAAUAGGAAAUAAUCCACUGAUGGUCCUUCACAUGUGAACAAACAAUAUUGCUGGAUUCUCACUGGAACACAUUAAGGGAGACUACACCAGGCAGGGGAAGACACUUAAAGAAAUGGAGAUUCAGGUGAUCUUCAAUAGGAUUCUACCUGUCCCUAGAUGAGGAAAGCAAAGGCAAGACAAGAUUAUGAUGAGCAAUAAAUGACACAGGCAAUGGUGCUAUAAGAAGGGCUUUGGGAUGUUCAACCACUGGGAGACAUUCAUGGACAGAGGACUGUCCUCAUGGGAUGGACGCCACCUGAGUAGGGAGGGAAAUAUACUUCUGAAAUGAAGGUUGGCACAAUUGAUCUUUAAACUAGAAAUUCAGGGGAUAUGGUUGGGAAAUGCUCAUGAAAUCUCUAAGCUUCAUUCUAAUAUUAAGCAGUAGGAAAAUCAAGUAAUAUAGGACACAGUAAUGGAGAAAGGAACAACAGAGGAUAGGAGUUAAGAUUGCUGUGGAGCCCUGGCUGCUGCUGUAUUACAAAUAAUCACAAUAUUAACUGAGACAAUUAUUUUGUAGCCAGACAAGAAUGAAUUUGGGGAAAGCUGUGGUAUGAGAAACAGGUUGAGUAUCAACAGAGAGAGACUCCUAAAGCUAGCACUCUAAAGUCCCAGUCCUGCAAAAACCUUAUUCAUAUGUUUAAUUUUACUACUGCCAAUAGCCCCCUUGAUUUAAAUGGGUCUGAGCUAGAAUUAGGCAGGUGGUAAGGUUGAGAGAGUGGGGGUCUCGAGCUGAAAUCCAGUUCAGAGAGCAGAAUCACUUUACCCAUAUUUUUUCUACAUACAUUUGAGAGUAUACUGCCUGCAGUUGAGCCUAUGACAGGUCAGAGGUAAAGUUGUAUGGGUGACCUCACUGUGCAUUUCUGUACCAGACCAUGAUUAUAUUGCUUUUACUUGUAACAGCCACUCUGAAUCUGGUGAAUAUUUAAUGCAAAACAAAAGAACAAUGGGAGUGGGAGAAACUAAAUUCUACUUUAUUAUUUCAAAGGAUGAACAAAGACAGACUCCUUUCCCCACUCCCCAGCUCCGCUCAGCAUGGUACUUUUCAUCCCCAGCCCAGUACAUUGCUGCACCCAAAUCCCCCAUGCACUAGCAACAUAGUGACAUUUACAAACUGGUAGAAAAGCGCAGAGAAUCCAGGAGAGAUUCUGGGACCCAGUCACAAAGGAAACACUCUGAGGGCAGGGAAUCCAAGGCACUGAGACUAGAGGGAUGCAGUGUGGGGUGAGCAGGGCAGAGAGAAUUGCUGUCAUCCCCACUCUGGUAUAGGGGGAAGGGGUUGACCAACUGGGUUGUCAGGCUCCUCAUCUCUCUGUGGCCUCUAUGAUGGGGGGUCAGCCGAGCUUCAAGGCUGGACCAGGCCUGCUGAUUUCUCCAGCUUCUUUCUUCCCAGCCUUAUCCUCUCACCAGUCAGGAGGUACUGCCCCUUCCCUCUUCAUUCCUCUCAGGGCAUCAUUUGUAGCCAUUUAGAUUUGAGGGAGGGCUUCACCCAACACUCACAGGGCAAUUCCAGUAUCUCUCUGGCAUUGGUGCAGCAAUUCACAGUUCUCAGCCUCAGGUAUCUAGCUCUCAAGAGAAAAGUUUUCUCUACAGUUUUCCAGCUCUGUUCCCCUCACCUCCCACCCUGUCCCCCUCAGACUGGAUAUCACAUCUCUGCAGGGAUCAGGCAGGAAAUCCAUGCCCCUUUCAGUCUCGGCUUCUCAGUGUGAAUCUAGCACUCACCCAUUCAUUGUUCAAACAACACAAAGGUCUCAUAACAAAGGAUUAAGAAAGAUUAGAAUAAAAUAAGAAAGGACUCGUCUGGCAAAUGAUCAUUUGUCUCGUGAAGUCCUCAAUAAACUAUACUACAUCCUGUCAAACUAAACUAAUAUCAAAGUAUGUGACCAAAUGGCCUUCAGGAAGAGAGAGAAACCAACACUACAAGGUGGGCUACAAAACACUAUCAGCUUCAUAAAGUGAAAUCCCACAGAAUCAUAACCCCCAAAAUGUGGAAAACAAAUGUAUCUAUUAUCUUAAAUGGCUAAACCUCCUGUACUCAGCACCUACUCAUUAUUUGGUUGUCAUUUACAAAACUUUUAGCAUCAUCCUAAUGCAAGAAAGAAAAAAAGAAAA